This is a messenger RNA of Puccinia graminis f. sp. tritici CRL 75-36-700-3, 3247 nucleotides long. RefSeq lists its product as uncharacterized. Lineage: Eukaryota; Fungi; Basidiomycota; Pucciniomycetes; Pucciniales; Pucciniaceae. The coding region runs from base 1 to 2988 and encodes 995 amino acids. The transcript is spliced from 11 exons. The record is from RefSeq and is a predicted model, not a curated record.
AUGCUCGGCGCCGUAAUAGGAGGUCUCAACUUCCUUAUCCUCGGCAAACUGGCACCCUAUCCAGUUGCCCAAGCGGUUGUGUUUUUCCCGAUUUUGUAUACCUUCGCUCUUAUCAAGACGAAAAAUCCGAAAUACCUCAUCUUGUCGCUGAUUUGCAUUUCUAUGAGCUGGAAUGGCGUCUAUAACUCUACCUUGAGUCCCAAUCGGCAAUACUCCCACAAAUUAUUGGAAAGCUAUCUCCAAACUUAUGCCUGGGCUGGUGCCAUAGUCGUUUUCGUCAACGUAUUCAUACUUCCUCAUUCCAGUGAAGCAGAACUCCGGACAACCCUCGUCCACUCCAUCGACCAUAUCAGAACACUUUCCUUCUUAAUUAAAAAGACCUAUUGGUGCACGAUCACGGAUGAGGAAUCCAAAGUUCGGGAUAACUUGGUUCAAUCCAUUCGAGCCGAUUUCCAUGUCCUGCAAGCCAAAUUAAACCGAACGUUCUUAGGAAUCACUUAUUCGAAAUGGUCAGGGGACGACUACAAGAAAAUGGUACAACUCACCAAAUCGAUGCAACAAUCCUUGAUCUCCACACAUUCCAACUUGAGCAAUAUGAAACAAUCUGAAGCAAGGAUCUUUAUUGACCAAGUCACGGCAACUGGAUACGUGAAUUCGGAUCUGCUACGCAAGUAUGUCUACGUCGGUCUCACGGAAGUCCAGAAAGAGCUAGCCUUAGGGUCCGAAUCAGCCCCGUUUGUGCGUGCGGAGAUGGAAUUGCUGAAAGAUAUCAAUCUAGAACGCCUUUCAAAAACCGAACCACAGCCACUACUACGAUCUAGCCCUCGAGCACAUGUGAGAGGCAAUUCCUCCGGUAGAAAUCCGGGUGGUCAAGAAGCUGCCUCUCAACUAACCGAUAUGCAAAACCAAAUCGCGCUCGAGAUAUCGGAACAGUCAUCUGGAACGACUGAUCCAUCCCGACAAUCUCCCGCAGAUCUGGAAAACACUCUUCCGAACUGCUAUUCACCCAACAGUUAUGACUUUACCGCGCUCGCCUAUCAAACUACACCAGCGAGUCUCCUGGACAGGGCGCAGUCGGCCCAAGUGAACUUCUCGAUUCGUCAACACUGGAAUAACUCGCAAAUGCACCAACACGAGGUUAUCGGGCAGAUCUAUCAAUCAGGAAAGGUCUACCAUCCACAAGAACCAUUACUCGUCGAAUCGAUCACUACCUCAUUCCGAAGGGACUUCUUAGAAAACAGGCCUUAUAAUGAUAACGGAAGACAACAUUUAGAGAUAAUCAGUACUGCAUAUAGGCGCUCUUCUCUCCUUCAACCCAUCUUGUCUCCAGCUGAUGGUGUCUCGCGAGAUCCAUCUCACGAUGAGUCUCCCGAAACAACUGGAUCAUUCGAAAAAACACAGCUGAAUGAGUAUAACAAUGACGAGCUGCAGCGCUCCUUACUGAGGACAUUCUCUCAUUCAUUCAUCAUGGGUAUGUUUCUCGAGGACCUUAUCGAGUUGAGGGAGUUUGUCAUGGGGACACGGGGCGAUGAGCAGCCACGUCGCAAGAAGUUUCAUACCACUUUCUGGUUGCCCCUGAAAGCGCGUCUAGGCUUCCGGACCCAUCGUCACUCAGAACAUGAAUCCCGAUCCUCGACUGAUCACAGCGCAGAGGAAGAAAUGACGAUGCGAGAAGCCCUCGAAACGCUGAAGGGCAAUCAAUACGUGCCCAACAAGAUGUCUCUCCUUGAACGCGUCCUUCUGAUUGAAAAGUUCUUGAGAAGUCCUGAUAGUAUUUGUGCAUUCAAGGUGGCAUGUGCUGUCACUACGCUUGCGGUACUGUAUUGGUGCAAUUCGACGCGUGACUUCGCACAGAAAUACAACCUCAACACGGCCAUUAUCACUCUAGUCGUUGCUAUCACUCCUACCCUAGGGCAGAGCUGGUUAAGCUUCAUGUUGCAGAUCAGCGGACAAGGACUGGGACUGCUGUAUGGAAUGAUAGCGUUAGAACUGUUCAAAAACGUCGGAGGUUACAGGUACAAUCCGUAUGGGAUCAUUGCAGCGAUGGCUUUGUUUGCAGUGCCGAUGAAUGUGGUGCUCUAUACGAACCCGAAAUUGUUUGUGAUGUCCCUGCUGGCGAUGAACUCGGCCGGAACACUGGUGUAUCCGCUCUAUUUGAACCAGAACGUGCCGUUCGAUUCACCAGUUUACCGGAUGGGCAAAAGCCUCACUUCGCUAGCAAUCGCCAUAGCCAUCGUGAGCUUCUUCCAGCUCUUUGUCGUGCGCAAUCCGGCUCGACGGACUCUGAGGAAGGCGAUGGCUAAGGUGAUGAAGGCCAACACCGCAUAUACCGUCAUCUUGCAGGCUUACGUUUCAUCUACCAUCCCAACCGAUCCUAGUCAUCGAUCAUCACCGAAAGUGAUCCAGAGGGUCGCAAAGGAUCUAAUGAAGCGAGAGGCUCGAAUACAAGCUGACAUCACCGCAUUGAUGCCGUUGAUGAACUUUGCAAGUGUCGAGCCCGCCUUUGGUAAGCCUUUUAAUGCCGCUGAAUAUUUGAAAAUUGCCCGAGCUAACCAGCUAAUUUUGGAUCGGAAUCGUGAUGCUCGGAUCGCGAUCGGAACAAGACCAUUGCCGACAAGGAUCUUGACCGAGUUUGUCGAAAAGCUAGCACCUUAUCGCCGUGCAUCCCUGUCCCGUAUCAAGACCUCCUUGUAUCUCUGUACAUCCACUCUUCAAUCCAAGUUCCCUUUACCCGAAAAUAUCAGCUCCUCGGGCAACCAGGAAUUCGGCCAGGAAAUCUUACACGACGCCUUGGUUUUGGCUUGUCGAUUGGCCACUUCACCGGAUGGCUUACAGCUGGUCAAAAGCAAAGAACUGACCCGGUAUUGGUUGUAUCUGUCUAGCAUUAAUAGCGGGUUCGCACAACUCGAAUGUAUCCAAGAAUCUGCUAAAAAGAUCUUUGGCAGGCUCGAGGAUGAGACAUUCAAUUAUUACAAAGAAGUUUCUUAGAUCUUCAUCUUCAUUAAUCAUCUCAAUCAAUUCUAAUUCGUCUUUCUUUUCGGCUCUUCAUACAUCGUUUAUUCUCAUUGGGGUUUUUUUUUUCUUUGCUACGCUAGAAUUACCCCGAUUCUUCUUCUUAUUUCUUCCUUGUGGACGGGGGCUUCAUUGACAUUGUUGUUCCAAAUCAUUUUUAUCUUUUUUUAUUUACUCUCUGCAACAUUGGGCUGCAAAAAAUAGCAUAUAUUACUUUAAUGAAGGGCAUGUUUGA